GAUCUCUGAUCCAUGACUUGUGUUCUAUCUUCUGUGCUUUUUACCAAUAUGACAAUUUUCCUUCCUGUCCCACAAAUGAUUUUGCUUUCCUGUUUCUGAACAUGCACUAAGCUGGUUUCUCUUCUAUAAAACUUGCACUUAUUUCACCACUUUUCAAGCUCUCACAUGCCCACCAUAUUCACUUUGAUCGAUCACAUAACUUUGUUUAAUUUCACAGUUUCAAAUCCCAAGAUCGAUCGAUCGAAGUUCUAAUUAGUUUCUCAUCUUCUCUCUCCAAUCUCUCUCUAUCAUGGCUGAUAUUGAUUACCAUACUAAAAAGCCACUGAUCGAUACAACUCCGACGUCGUCUCUGAAGCUCUUUGGCAUUAACAUUCACAAAGGUUCAGAAUCUGAUGAGGCCUUUAACUCCGGCAACGAUCACCGGAAAUACGAGUGCCAGUAUUGUUGUCGUGAGUUUGCCAAUUCACAAGCACUGGGAGGCCAUCAAAAUGCACACAAGAAAGAAAGACAGCUUCUGAAGCGAGCUCAAAUGCAAGCUGCUCGUACUGCUUUUGCCGCUUCGCAUCAUACUUAUAUUCAUCAUCACAACCCAAUCAUAUUUCCUCCACCUGAUACCCUCACCGGAUCGCCACCUCCGCCUCCGCCACGGCAGUCUCCGUGGCCGCACAGUGUGGCACAAAAUCCACCACCUUCGGUGUAUCAUUCUGGGGAAUUCGGUGUGUGUGUGAAUUCUGGUUUUGCAGCAGGUUUGCAUGAUCCUUCACGAUCAUCAUCUAUGGCGGCAUACGGCGGCUUUAAUGGCGGCGAUGGUGGCGAACGAGGCUUCAGUUUGGAUUUGCAACUUAGUCUCUGAUGAGUAAGGAGCAUAUUAUUGACACUGAGAUGCGCAAGAUGUACGACAAGAUCCAAAACAAGACGACACAAUAAGGCUAUAUCAAGUUUGUAAGUAUCUUGUCGGAGUUAAAAUGAGUGUUGGAUACAGUACUACUGUUUCAUGUUUCGAGCACCAGUGCUUUUAUUAAUUAGAUUUUGAGUUUCAGAUGUGUUUUGGGAAUUGAUGUAAAAAUCUUGGUUCGAAUUAUAAAUCUGAAGCAAAUGAUAUAUAUUCAAGCAUUUUCAACACGCCCAAAUCAGAACUUAAUUAGAAA
Messenger RNA from Neltuma alba, 1148 nucleotides. Its product is annotated as zinc finger protein 6-like. The record is from RefSeq and is a predicted model, not a curated record. Bases 290 to 853 code for a protein of 187 amino acids. The transcript has a single exon. Gene Ontology annotation, cellular component: nucleus. Gene Ontology annotation, biological process: trichome morphogenesis; cytokinin-activated signaling pathway; trichome differentiation. Lineage: Eukaryota; Viridiplantae; Streptophyta; Magnoliopsida; Fabales; Fabaceae. Gene Ontology annotation, molecular function: transcription cis-regulatory region binding; DNA-binding transcription factor activity.